AAAGAAAAAAAAAAUCACGAAAAUGGCGAACGAUGAUUGAUGUGCCAAUCAUCUCCUUCUCCACAUCAAUGAUUGAUCUUUGUUUUCUUCUCCUUUUAGAACACCGUUCACGUUGAAUCCAUCGAAAAGCCUGCUCACAUAGAAUAGGUCAAUUCAUGACUGACUUGGGGGCGUCAGUGUCUAUAUACCAGUGAAUGAACGUGAUACAAGUACAAAGAAUAAUCCUCAAUUGGAGAGUCAAUCCAUGGAACACUUUCGGUUUAAUACCUUAACAACUGAAGGGAAAGGAAAAAAUGGAGCCUGAGUCGACGACACCUCCUGAAACCAAGGAUUUCAUGAGGAUCGAUCCUCCUGAAACUGAAAAGCAGGGAAGCAGCAAAUGGCCACAGGAGAAACCAAACUCCGACGAUGAUGGACGUGAUCAUGGUGAUAUAAAGACUGAACUGAAGUUGACCAAUGAAGCUUCUCACGGCGUUUAUCCGUACAGCACAAACAUGGCCGCCAAAGCUCCAACCAAGAAAAUCACUAAGGCGAAAACAGAUGCCGAAAGACCAGGGAGCAGCAGGCAGCCCUUGCUGCCGCCACAGUUUGGAUGCAAUGGACCUCGGCAUGCUACUCUUCUUGAACGAGAGCUGUUCCCCCAAAUGAGGAAUACACAGACCUCAGACUGCAACUCGGCAACGUCGCAGCUCACCAUAUUCUAUGCUGGCACCGUCAAUGUCUACAAUGAUGUCCCUGUUGAUAAGGCCCAGGCGAUUAUGCUUCUAGCUGGUGAAAGCUCUUUGACGAAGCCUGUGGUGGCAAAAUCUGCAGAUAUAAUCAGGAAGAUUCCACUUCAUCCGCAGCAGAUUGGUUUGCCUUCCAUCUGCAAGCUGCAAGGAGACAUUCCAAUGGCAAGAAAGAAUUCGCUCUGCCUCUUUCUUCAAAAGCGUCAUGAUCGGAUUACAAACAAAAACCCCAACUGUUCAUCUGGUAGGAGACACCAAGAAAUGGAGCCAAGAGAAGAAGAGGGCUCGAGUGCUUCGAGGAACAAUCGUCAUUGCUCUCCUCUGUCGCCCUUCCCUUCGCGAUCGGGAUUCCUCUGUUCUGUAUCAGCUACUAAGAAAUGACAUCAAGUCCAACCGCCAUCUGUCUCCAAGUCACAAUUUGACUCUUGCUAUCCACCCAAUAAUCUUCACAGACACUUCUUGUUUGUUCUUAGCGAGUCUCAUCGUUUAUAACUAGCAACGGCAUCUCCUGUGAA
This is a messenger RNA of Rhodamnia argentea, 1243 nucleotides long. Its product is annotated as protein TIFY 10b-like. The coding region runs from base 294 to 1109 and encodes 271 amino acids. Gene Ontology annotation, cellular component: nucleus. NCBI's taxonomy places the organism in Eukaryota, Viridiplantae, Streptophyta, Magnoliopsida, Myrtales, Myrtaceae. The transcript has 5 exons. The record is from RefSeq and is a predicted model, not a curated record. Gene Ontology annotation, biological process: regulation of jasmonic acid mediated signaling pathway; regulation of defense response; response to wounding.